CUCUUCAUUCAAUAGGUACGGCAUCCAUUGUCCAGGUCUAAAAUCAGUGCCGAGAUGCGAACUAUAAAUAGGUAAAGUAUUUAUUCCAAAAAUGUAGACUAACAUUACUGGUUACAAAAGUGAAUUUAGCAUUGUGGUCAUGCGUGCUUGCUUACUCUUGGCUAUGUAACUGUACCCUCGUCAAAAUGGUUACAUUGUAGCAGCAAAGUUCCUAUGAAACGUUGCUGUUCUAAUCAAACCUACAGUAUCUUCUGUUUACUCCUUUCUGUUGUUUUCAUUUCAUUUAAGUCAUUUAGCAGACGCUCAACGUUAGCUUCUGUAUCCAGAUAGAUAACAGUAUAGGAGCACUUCAUUUAAUGGGUUAUGAAGUUACUUGUAUUUCAUUUUCACAUGAUGAGAAAUCUUUCCCCCCUAAAAUACAUGUAUGUAGUUAGCUAAUAUUACACUGUGCGGCCUUGCCAACGUAAGAGUAUAACUUUAGACCGUCCCCUCGCCCAUACCCGGGCGCGAACCAGGGACCCUCUACAUUAAGGCUAGCAGCUAGCAUUAUUAUCCAACUUGUUUGCUAUGCUGCAUGCAUGGAAGUGAAGUGUUUCAGAGAAGGGUGUCACCCACCUACCUACCUGAGACUGCUUGCAUAACGUUAGCUUACUCUAUUGACACAGCCAUUGAAGUGACAUGGUCAAUACUCUGUAAUUCAUGAAGGCCAUGCCGCUCAACACACUGUUCAUUACUAAUAUCCAGCUAGAAAUAUGAGUCAUUAAGUAAUUGCCUAGUGACAAUGGGUUGAUAUUUCCAUUAAUACGGAGAUCCUGGUGGUCAGCCGGCAUUAUACCGGCAUUAUACAAUUCCAUGAGUGUUUCAAUGUUCUCAUCACCAAGAACUUCAGAUCCACUGAAUGAUGGUUAAACAUAUUGACCACUGAGUGCAGGGGUUUUAAGAACUUCUGACCACUGACACUGAGGCUCCUCUUAUUCACCAUCACACAGACUUGCUUUGUGCUGUAAAGAGCAGUGAGCUGGAUGUGCCAGAAUCCUCCAUCUGUUUUAUUGAGAGGGCAGCUGUCUGAGGACCAUGAGGACCGCUAGACUGAGAAAAUAUCUGUCUCCAGUCAGUUGGUGGCAAAGAGUUUCUCUUUAAGUCAGUCACUCAACAUAACACACGACAUGGCGAUGAUCUUUGUCCCUUCAGGGAACUAGUCUAUUCAUAACCCUAGUGUUCUGAACAAUUCCACAGUAACAUAAUGAUGCCGAUACUCAGAUUUUUCACUUUGGUUAUUUGUUUGCCAAUCAUUUUAAUCUCAAUGACUACUUUUAACAAUUUCCACAAACAUGUAGAAAAACACAUUCACUUGAACAGUGCAGAUGCAACAUGGUUUGUGCUGUCAUUCUGUUACUGAACUUUGGUUACCAAACCAUGGAGAUGCCCUUCUGCAUUCUUAAAGGAAGCUCUGUGCAUGAUGUGGGGGACUCGGCACUCAAUGUUACAUUAUAUCAACGAAUUGAAAUCUGCAAACUUCGCCAGGGUGAACAUUUGAUCCUGGGUUUCAGCAUUGGAGGGGGAAUAGACCAAGACCCUGGUCAGAACCCCUUCUCUGAAGACAAGUCCGACAAGGGCAUCUAUGUGACACGGGUGACACCAGGGGGACCAGCAGAAGUUGCGGGCUUGAUGAUGGGAGACAAAGUAAUGCAGGUAAAUGGAUGGGAUAUGACCAUGGUGACACACGACCAGGCACGCAAACGGCUGACGAAGAAGAAUGAAGACAUUGUGCGGCUACUGGUGACCAGGAAAUCGCUGGAGCAGGCUGUCAGACAUUCUAUGAUGUAAUGACUCCAACGCAAGUCCUUUAGUGCAGACAGAGUUUGCUAUCAGACGUGAGACAAUGCCAGUGACCGAGAGCAUAGUAUUUCAAAUCUUUUAUCACAUAUUGUAAGUUUGGGGUGAAUUCCACAUCAAUUCUGUCAAUUCAGGAGAUGUAAUGAAAUUGAAAAGUGCAAUUUGUUUUAUGAAGGAUUCCUGAGUUGAAUUGAAAAGGAAUUGAUUAUGGCUGUACUCACAUAUUCCCAAACAGGGUACACUCCAUUUAUACCAUGUCUCUACAAUUCAUCAGUAUGAUUCUAGUUAUUGGGAUCAUUAACGCCUUUAACUAGCUGACUUGUGUAUUACUUUUUCGGUUAUUAGUACAUUUCAUGAUCUCAGUCAUGAUUUGAUUUACUCUACAUGUUAUAUCUAUGUUUUCGAGUCCAUGUCUGUACAAGCCAAAAGAAAACAUUUUUUUAAAACUAUAGACUAAUUAAUGUAACUGUCAUGUGGUGUAACUUCCACAUAUUUUGCAUGAGCAGUUUUGUAGUGGGGAUAGAGGUUGUUAUAUGCAAACAUAUGUGUACAAAGCACAUAUGGUAAUUUCCAGCAUUAAUCUGCAACACUAAUUUGUAUGUCUUCCAUAGAGGUGACCUCUUUAUAUGUCAUCUGGAAAAUGUAUGAAUAUUCAUCAUCAGGCUUGGAUGAUAUAUUUUUGAAUCUUUAUUUUGGUAUCAUCCAUAUUGUGCAUCUACCAAAGUAACAAGCACAGCUGAACUGCAUACUUUAUAUUUCAUUUUACAAUAUUGUACUUCAUGUCUACCAAAUACUGUAAUAUUCAUUUGAGGAUUUUAGUUUUGUAUGUCGUGCAGGAAAACAGUUACUUCUCAACCAUCUGGAUAUAGUUCAUCUGGUGUUGCAUCCUUGACUUGAAAUCAAGAUUAGGGUAUAGUCAACCUUUUUAUAAGUGCCUUUUUUCUCACGUUUAAAUAGAGAAAGUGGCAUGUUGGAUUGUUUAUUAGGUCACUUGCUGGUUGAUCUUAGACAGCUAGUUGCACACUGGAAUAGUUUGGGCCAAGGUUGAUGGAUCUAAUGAAUUGAGAGAGAUGUUUGAUACACAACAGUCUUAAAUGAAACUCUAGUGUUUGUACCACUAAAUCGUGAUGGUGCGAAAUAGUGUUUUUUGUAUUCAAGCCCCUUUCCAUUCCUAUUGUUCAAUGAUAUGUACGCUUUAUCACUGCCUCAGCCGUACAAUAAACAGCAAGGCCUCACUGA
This is a messenger RNA of Oncorhynchus keta (chum salmon), 3075 nucleotides long. Its product is annotated as tax1-binding protein 3. The record is from RefSeq and is a predicted model, not a curated record. Lineage: Eukaryota; Metazoa; Chordata; Actinopteri; Salmoniformes; Salmonidae. Gene Ontology annotation, cellular component: postsynaptic membrane; postsynaptic density; adherens junction. The transcript has 4 exons. Gene Ontology annotation, molecular function: protein binding. The coding region runs from base 1372 to 1827 and encodes 151 amino acids. Gene Ontology annotation, biological process: neurotransmitter receptor transport, endosome to postsynaptic membrane; neurotransmitter receptor transport postsynaptic membrane to endosome.